ACUUAAGCUAGUUUCAUAAGUAGUGCAAUACUUAGUCAACAUAAGCAGUGAAAAUACUCUGCGAUAAAAAGCGCCUAUGUUCAUUCUACCCUAUCAGUAGAGCGUGGAGCUGAAUAUUGUAUUGUGAAUACCAUUCAUACGAUUUUCUCCUGAAUCGUCACUUCACCCAAUCAAAGCUCUCUCCAAAGAAUUAUCGCGAUAAAUCCAAAUACUCCAAUGGUCUGAUUGAGGAAAUCAAUUUUAUCACUUUUGAAAAAUAUCCUCCAAUGUUGGAAUAUGAAGCAGAUAAAAUCAAGGAGGACUGCAUAAUUUUACGAUGGUCUGGGAAACUGCAAUAUUUGGAACUCCAUUCUAAGGGGGCAUGGCGGGAUGGGUUUUCCGAUAGAUGACGCAGGAUCGUUGCAGUAUAUAUAAGCAAUGGUACAGCUAACCAAUGGCCACAUCUGGAUGUUGGAAUUAUUAAAAGCAAUUACCUAACUCUAAUACAAAAUGAAAUCCGUAGUACCAGUUCUUUUAAUUCUUGCCACUUCCGAAGCCAUUUAUGGUGAGUUGAUAUCCAAAGAAAAGGCAACACCGCGAAGGUGUCCGUUCUCGCCGUCUGUGUUCGGGAAGUGGGCGGUAUCAGACGCUUACGGUAAUGACAUGAACACCGAGAUUACUAUUAACUAUUACUAUGUGAUGGUGCGAUCCCCAGGAGUGGAACGAGUUUUCUUCUGUAAAGAAAUGGACUAUUAUGAGACAGUGUUGCUUAUUACUCCAGAAAAGGAUGAAAUUUUGUGCCUACAGUUCCCGUUUGUUGAUGAGAAUCCCAUGCUCGUUGUCAGAUUGAGUCCUACAAUGAUCAACCACUGGAGGUUUUUUGAGCCGACCCGGAACCCGUACCGUUCCCCCACCAUCGGAAACACCUGUAACCGAUACAGUGACGGCGACGCAGUGUUUCUCAACAGAAUGUACUAACGUUGUUUACAUUAUACAUAUUGUAUAUAAUAAAGAUAUUUAUUUUUGUUAUAAG
Magallana angulata is the source of this 1012-nucleotide messenger RNA. RefSeq lists its product as uncharacterized. The record is from RefSeq and is a predicted model, not a curated record. The transcript has 5 exons. Bases 490 to 957 code for a protein of 155 amino acids. NCBI's taxonomy places the organism in Eukaryota, Metazoa, Mollusca, Bivalvia, Ostreida, Ostreidae.